Messenger RNA from Rhizopus microsporus ATCC 52813, 747 nucleotides. RefSeq lists its product as uncharacterized. The coding region runs from base 1 to 747 and encodes 248 amino acids. Gene Ontology annotation, molecular function: DNA binding. The record is from RefSeq and is a predicted model, not a curated record. NCBI's taxonomy places the organism in Eukaryota, Fungi, Mucoromycota, Mucoromycetes, Mucorales, Rhizopodaceae. The transcript is spliced from 3 exons.
AUGCCUAUAACAGAAACAUUUCAUGGAUUUAUUGAAACAACGACAGACACCUUACUCAUAUUCGAAGCUUGUCGACAGGGCAUUCUACCUAAGAUCAAUCGAAGGCUACAAGAAAGAGAAAGGGGUGCAGUAAAGUCCGGGACCGUCUUUGUCUUUGAUGAAAAAGAGUCAGGCAUCAAGCGAUGGACUGAUGGCCUUGUCUGGAGUCCAUCACGUAUUUUAGGGAAUUUUUUAAUCUAUCGAGAACUUGAUGGCCGCGAACUAUUAGACGAAAAAGCCUCAAACCUGUCGUCCAUGUCCAACAACCGUCUCUACGCAGAUGAAUACAAGACAAGCGACCGAGAACGAGCCCUGGUGGGUUCAUUAACAGAUACUUACAAGUUCAAGAAGGGUGGACUGAUAAAAAAGACUCUCAGCAUACAAGUGAACGGUUCUUCUCAGCACUUGAUUAGUUAUUACACAAAAGAGGAUGUGCUCAACGGUAAAUUAGCGACGCCUUCUUCUAUCCCCGAAAUCGCUUCAGUCCAGAUUUCUCCUGAUUUGUUUAUGCAACAGAAUUUUCGAAUUCCUCUGUCCUUGGAGUAUCCAGAACCUUUUAACAAGCGACUUUCUAUCUCCUCUAAUGAUUCCUCGGCAGUAUCCCGAAGAAGAUCAUCUGUUUUCUACAUGGAAAGCUCCCAUCCUUACAUGGACGCCUAUUCAGGAUGUAUGAUUAUUCGCGAAGACGUGUGUCCUCAGGAGACCUAG